Striga asiatica is the source of this 2067-nucleotide messenger RNA. NCBI's taxonomy places the organism in Eukaryota, Viridiplantae, Streptophyta, Magnoliopsida, Lamiales, Orobanchaceae. The record is from the annotation of a GenBank genome assembly.
AAGGACCAUGCCAUGGGAAACCAGGAAACUAGAAAACAUUUAAAGAGUGAGACAGAGAGUCCGCCGCCAAUCAUCAUCAACAGAGCUGUUAGCCAUAUAUAUAAAAAUGGUGGAAGCCGUUAUCUGUCCCUAUUUCUUCUCCACGCUUCCCCUUUUCUUUUCUUCCCUUAAUUAUUCAUAUUCAUUUUUCUUUGAUUUCCUUCUUUCCUUUUGCCUUUUUUGUCCAUAUAAUAAUCAUCUCCCUCACAUUCCUGUCCCUUUUUUCACGUCCUUAAGAAGCUAUAGAUUUCCAGAACAAGGUUUCUCAAUUUACCAGGGCUUGACGUGAGCAGAGGAAUUAAUAUCAAGUGACAUAUACGAGUUUGGCACGCAUAGUUCUGCAGUUUUUACUAAUUUUUCUUACAAAAACCUUUGAGAUAUGAGGCUGCAGAGAAAGGUUAUACAGUCGUUGACAUGACUAAGCCGCUAAGGACGAUCAUAGUCUUUCUGAUGUUCAGAAUUGACUGGAGAAAACUUUUUCUUGUCUGCUCAAUUCUGACCAUAGGCAGUGUCUUGGUACAGAUCUCUUCACUGCCAUAUCCACUGACCCAAUGGAUUUCCCCACCACGCCUCGUGAUUUCAUCAUAUAAACCCCUCAACACCGAACUACACUUGGGCGAGACUCAUUCUUCAGCAAUUGGGGUACCCCUUAAAACCACUCGAGAUGCCCCUUUAGUGGUGUCGCCUAAUUCUUCUGCCAAACUCAAUCAAUCUACAGUUAUGAGUAGAAAGGAAAGAAGGGCAUCUCGACGAAAUAGAAGGAGAAGUAACAGUGUAAAGUCAACCAGCAUGCUCUCACCGCCAUCUGCACCCCGUAAAAGACUCCCUCGUCAACUGGAGGUGCAUAUCAUUUUACUUUUGACGUUAAUUUUUUUUUUUUUUUAAAUUGAAGUUCUUGUUCAGGUUUAUUUUUUCAUGAACUUAUUUUUGAUAAAGUUGUUUGAUGUUUGUAGAGACAUCUANUCUGUUUGUGUAAGGAGCUAUGAAUGGAUGGAGUGGAUAUUAAAAGUUUACAUUUAUCCAGAUGGUGAAAGCCCGAUAUUUCAUCAGCCUCAGCUCACGGGAAUAUACUCGUCUGAAGGAUGGUUCAUGAAGCUGAUGGAAGAGAAUAGGCAGUUUACAACAAAGGACCCGGAAAAGGCUCACUUGUUCUACCUUCCGUACAGUGCUCGCCAGUUGCAGACGGCUCUAUACGUUCCUAAUUCACAUAACCUGAGACCAUUGAUAGCAUUUUUGCGUGACUAUGUCAACAGGCUUGCUGCCAAGUACCCUUACUGGAACCGUACUCAUGGCUCUGAUCAUUUCCUUGUUGCCUGCCAUGAUUGGGGCCACGACGAGCUCAUACGCAACACCAUCAAAGCCCUAUGCAACGCCGACGUCUCCGAACACAUCUUCAUCCCCGGAAAAGACGUCUCUCUCCCGGAGACCACAAUCCGCAACCCAAAACGUCCUCUGAGGUACAUCGGAGGCAACCGCGUCUCGCAGCGGCCGAUCCUCGCCUUCUUCGCUGGAAACCGCCACGGCCCCGUCCGCCCCAUCCUCCUCAAGCACUGGAGCAACCGCGACGACGAUGAUGUCAUGCGCGUGUAUGGCCCGCUUCCCAACCGGGCCUCGCGAGUGAUGUCAUACCCACAGCACAUGAAGUCGAGCAAGUACUGCCUCUGUCCCAUGGGUUUCGAGGUCAACAGCCCCAGGAUUGUGGAGGCGAUAUAUUACGAGUGUGUGCCGGUUAUUAUUGCUGAUAAUUUUGUUCCUCCGUUGAACGAGGUUCUGAAUUGGGACGAGUUUUCGGUGAGGGUGGCAGAGAGGGAUAUCCCGAGGCUGAAGGAGAUUCUGCUGGGGAUACCUAUGAGGAGAUAUUUGGUGAUGCAGGGGAAUGUGAAGAGGCUGCAGAAGCAUUUUUUGUGGAAUGCGAAGCCCGCUCGUUAUGAUUUGUUUCAUAUGAUUCUGCACUCGAUAUGGACCAGCAGGCUCAACCGGGUUCAGGUACCGCGCAAAUAUACGUCUACAGGUGAUGCUGAAUCUUGA